AUGGCACCCCGGAAGAAAACCAACGGAGCUCCCAAGAAAGCUUCGAAUUCUUCCAGUGCGACUCAGACCAAUCACAAUCAGCGGCAAUCCCAGCCAUCCAAAUUCGGAAUCCAGCAUUUCUUUGACCGCCACUCGCAAAACCAAUCUCAGAAGCCGAAGAAGCCUGUGUCCAAUCCCGAUUCCAAUUCUCCAGUCUCCGCCGCCGCCGCCGCCACUCUAAACCCACAAAUUGCCGCUAAAGUUAGGGAGGUCAACGACGGGUCAACUUGUUCGAAUUCGUCAGGGGCUGUGCCUCAGAGGUUCGGGAGAGGAUCUGGUUCGCGAGGUACCGGGAAGGAAAAUCAAGGUUUGAGCUGUCAAAAACCUAGGAUUGAUGUUGUUGACGAGCGGCAUAAGGAAGGAAAUGAGUUCAGUAAUGCAUCGGAGAUUACACCGACGGAGAAUCGUCUUUCAGUUGUGAUUGAUGCGGAUGAGGAUCCCCACGAAGAGGUUCAGGAGGUGUCACCGGAGUUAUCUAAGGGCAAGCCCCCGAAAAGAUUUAAGUUUUCUCCUGGAAUGCUUAUAAAGCAAAGCCAAGAUGAUGGAGGAGAUGAAGUUACGUGGAAAAUUUCUCCCAUAAAUGAACGGCUGCAUUCCAUUUCAAAGAAAUUCCCGGAGGUGGUCAAGGUUUUGAACGAUUCUACGAGGUUUAACUGUUUGGGUUUUCAGCAAUGCUCCACAGAAAAGACGUCUCCUGGUGCAGAAGGAAAACUUGAAAAGUGGCUCUCAUCACCUCCUCUCAAAUGUGCUAAAAAUCAUUUGUCAUGUCCAGAUGGGUUUAGUUUGAGGAAGCACAACCCAGGCUUCAUUGCCCCUGAUCUUGAGAAGACUGAAAAUAGUAAUGGGAGGAACUCUUCUGGAGAGAUAUGUAGUCAGAGUCCUUUUCAGACCCCCCCAUCCAUGUCUUAUAACCAUGAGAAGCCUCCUGAUGGAGUGGUGGUUCAAGGAACAUCUGAUCAGCUUGUUUCAAGGCCGCAUAAAAAGGCAUUAAUCGAACUGCUGGAUCAAGUAGAAGAUGUAAUUUCUGUUGAAGAAUCAGCCUGUGAAGAAUCGGUGCCUUUUGGUUCUUCUGGCAAAUGUAACAAGCCUAACACUGUCUUGAUGCAAUCUAAUAUGAAUACUAUGGCAUCAGUUGAAAGUAAAGGUUCCAAUCACUAUUUUCUCGUCCUAGAGGUUUACGAGAAGCACGUAGAUGUCAUUCAUCCAGGUUCACUGCACUCAUUUAAGAUGAUGCGCUUACUGAACGAGCAAAGUGAAGAAGAGCGGGUAGUACAGCUGUGGGAUGAAUGGUUUUACAGUGUUGUUGCACCUGGAGACACCGUUCACGUCAUUGGUGAAUUUGAUAGCGAGGGGAAGUGUGACAUAAGUCGUGAGAAAAACUUUCUGAUUGUUCACCCUGAUAUCUUGGUGUCUGGAACUAGGGUUGCUUCUAGUUUCAGUUGUUCAAGGCGUACUUUAUUAGAUGAAAGACUAAAAUGCAACGAGUAUUCAACUGCAGCAUUGAUUGGUACCUUGCUGCACCAGAUAUUUCAGGCUGGACUGAUCAGUGACUCCCUCUCAAUAGGAUUCCUGGAGGAAUACUCAAGGACUGUGGUACAUAAAAAUCUUGAGACCUUGUAUGCAUGUGAAGUGAGUGAAGAUGAAACGUAUAAGAUUUUGGUUGAAGCAAUCCCAAAAUUGUUGAAGUGGAUAUCCUUAUUUCAAGAUUCACAGGGCUCUGGUUCUCAGACUGUGGAUUUUGGCUGCCACAAUGGAGCAAAAAAAGUCAGCGUAUCGGAGGUACUUGACAUUGAGGAAAUGGCAUGGGCUCCUAGAUAUGGUUUGAAGGGGAUGAUUGAUGCGUCUAUGUGGAUAAAAGUUGACAAUGCUGAGAAUGCCAUGAAGGUUAUGCCUAUGGAGUUUAAAACUGGUAAAGGGACGAGUGGUCAGGCAGCUACAGAGCAUAGAGCCCAAGUCAUGUUAUAUACUCUCCUGAUGUCAGAGAGAUACCUGAAAGAUGUUGAUCAAGGUUUGCUGUACUAUCUUCACACGGAUCAGACUCUGGGGGUCACUGUGCAAAGACAUGAUUUAGUGGGACUCAUCAUACGUCGAAAUGAAUUUGCAAGUGAUCUUCUCAGGGCAUUAACUACUCAACAACUACCACCAAUGCAACAGAGCAUGAAUGUAUGCAAAGGUUGUCGCCACCUUGAUGUCUGUAACAUCUAUCAUAAGGCAUAUGGAGGAUCCAGAGAGAGCAGUGGAUUAGGUGAUCUCUUUGAUUCACUUGUACAUCAUUUAACCGACGAAGACAUCCUUUUUCUUCGGAAAUGGCAUCGAUUGAUUGAUUUGGAGGCUAAAGAAAUGGAGGCUGCAAAGAAAGAGAUGUGGAUUUCGCAUCUUCUAAGGAAUGGCGAUUAUUCUGGAUGUCUAUACUCCCUUAUUCUUGACAACACAGAUGACAUUUCUCAAAAGAAUCUCUCCAAGGGCAGCCGAUUUAUUUAUCGUUUUGUGCAUCAAAAUUUUCCAUCAAUUGGCAGUGAACAACAAAACUCUCCUUCUGGAAUAAAUUUUGGCUCCACAAUUCGGAGUGGAGAUUAUGUGGUGCUGAGCACUGAACCUGGUUAUUUGCCUGUGGCUAAUGGUACAGUAACAGAUGUCGGUAGCUUUCAUGUUACUGUGUCUCUCUCAAAGCGUUUGAGAAUUCCUCGUGCCAGUCCUUUAGUGGAGAAAGAUCUUAGUCUGCGAACUUGGCGAAUUGACAAAGAUGAAUCUAUGACUUCAUUUGCUAUUAUGAGGUUCAAUCUUGUUCAAUUGUUCUUGCAAAAUGAAGGGAGUGGUCGUUUGAGGAAGAUGAUUAUCAAUCUUGAGGCACCAAGGUUUGAUGGUGGUUGUCUGCUUAGUCAGGACCCAGCCAUAUCCUAUGUUGCAUCAGAGAAAACUUUAAAUGAUGAUCAACGCAGAGCCAUUAUGAAGAUACUUACAGCAAAAGAUUAUGCACUUAUCCUUGGUAUGCCUGGCACUGGCAAAACAUCCACCAUGGUUCAUGCAGUAAAAGCAUUACUAUUGAGAGGUGCAUCAAUUUUGCUCACAUCCUACACGAACUCAGCUGUUGAUAACUUACUUAUGAAGUUGAAAUCUCAGGGUGUUGAUUUUAUCAGAAUUGGAAGAAGUGAAGCAGUGCAUGAAGAAAUUCGAGGGAAUUGCUUUGCUGAGAUGGACAUACGCAGCACCAAAGAGGUUAAACAAAGGCUAGAGCAAACCAGAGUUUUUGGUGUUACCUGUCUAGGUGUAAAUAGCCCUUUGCUUGCCCACAAGAGAUUUGACUUCUGUAUCAUUGAUGAAGCUGGCCAGACUACCUUACCGGUGUCACUGGGACCAUUGAUGUUUGCUUCAAAAUUUGUUCUUGUGGGGGAUCAUUACCAGUUACCACCACUGGUUCAGAGUGCAGAGGCUAAAGAGAACGGACUAGCCGUGAGCCUGUUUUGUAGGCUCUCAGAAGCAAAUCCUCAGGCAAUUUCAGCUUUGCAAAGCCAGUAUCGCAUGUGUGCUGCCAUAAUGGAAUUGUCGAAUACUUUGAUAUAUGGCAAUAGAUUGCGUUGUGGUUCCCAAGAAAUCGAGAAUGCACAACUCAUUUACACACAUUCAGCAUCAGCCCCAGAAUGGAUAAAUAAGGCCUUGAAUCCAGAGAGACCAGUGAUCUUUAUCAAUACAGAUUUAUUACCAGCAUAUGAGUUUAUAGACAAUAAAAUGGUGAACAAUCCAGUUGAAGCCUUUAUUGUCUCUGAGGUGAUCGAAGCUUUGGUGAGUAGAGGUAUUGAAGGGGAAAAAAUAGGCAUCAUUACACCCUACAACUCACAGGCGAAUCUUAUUCGACAAUCUGUUUCUGCAGCUGUUGAGAUUCAUACAAUUGAUAGAUACCAGGGAAGGGACAAAGAUUGCAUGUUACUCUCUUUUGUACGAUCCAGCGAAAAUCCAGGGAAUUAUAGCUCUUCAUUACUUGGAGAUUGGCACAGGAUCAAUGUUGCUGUUACACGAGCUAAGAAAAAGCUAAUCAUGGUGGGGUCACUCCAUACUGUUUCAAGAGUACCACUGCUAAAGCUUCUCAUUGAAAAGGUGGAACAACAGUCGGGCAUAAUGAGUGUUUCCCAGAAGGACAUACAUCUGAAAUCAGCGUUGAGGAAAUGUUCUCGAACCAGAUGA
Oldenlandia corymbosa var. corymbosa is the source of this 4218-nucleotide messenger RNA. The record is from the annotation of a GenBank genome assembly. NCBI's taxonomy places the organism in Eukaryota, Viridiplantae, Streptophyta, Magnoliopsida, Gentianales, Rubiaceae.